CCGGUACCCUAGACAUCCGUCAGUACCGCAGUAGGUGUUGGGAGGCAUUUGAAAAGUGUGAAAUGGCAUGAGACGCUGAAAUCAGUAACGUUGUACUGUUGGUGGCUUUAUUAUAACUAUUAAGAAGCAAAGAAUGAGGUAGUAGUUUUUGUUGCAGCAUGGCUUCAGGAAAUAUAACGACGCAUCCAAAAAUUGCCACAACGUUUCCUUUGCAAGAGGAAAUUGAGAACGGAAGGAACAGACACGUUGUCAGGUGCCAACGAUGCCCGUCGAAGAUUCUGAAUCCAGGAAUGGGUGUCUACAAGCAGGUUGAGUUCCCGUUGCCCCACAUGAAGCAGAAAUCGGAAGUGCCGAGUAACCCUGAAGAAGAAGUGAUAAAGGACUACUGGGUUGUUGAAGAUAUGUAUUCAUUUGAAAAUGUGGGAUUCUCAAAUACAGUUUCUGGCGUCAAGUACUUGGCGUGUGCUGACUGCGAAGUGGGCCCUAUUGGUUGGUACGACAUUGCAGCACGCACCAGCUACGUAGCACUUUCACGUGUGUUACAUGGCAAUAUCUCUGGCAACAUCUAGUGCAUAUCAGUUAUAUUUUUUAUGUCUGCUGGUGCACUCUGGUCUAUGCAGUCCAUUUAGUUUUUUGCAACAAUAUGCCAGGCACCAUUCUGUGUCUUCCUUCUUGUUAUUUCUUUCAUUGUAAUAGCAGGUGCAUACUCUGAGAAAAUGUUAAUAAUUCUCUCUCUUCAGUGAACUUCAGAGCCUGAUACUUAUUAAAUGUAUUGUGCAAAAUACAGGUUUAGACUUUCAUUAGAAUACAUUUUUGGUUCACAUAUCAGCUACCACAGACUGCACAAAUGUGUGAGGUUUUUUGUGAUAGUUUCUAUAGAAACCGUUAAUUGUGUGUCAUGUAUUGUGCAUAAGUUCUGUCAGUAUCAUUUGGUGCUUCCAGACAUAGAAGUAUCAUUUCACUCUAGAGGAAGUGGUGGCAACAGAGACUGAGUUUGAGACAUGAAAUUUUCCAAAGUUUGAGCUGCAAUUUCUAUUGUAAGAUAAGAUUAACUUGUGUAAGACAUUGUGGGUAUGUGAAAUGUAAACAGACUGAUCUAAUACAUUAACCUGUUUACUGCUUGA
Schistocerca serialis cubense is the source of this 1124-nucleotide messenger RNA. It is a transcript of the gene strat, whose product is annotated as guanine nucleotide exchange factor MSS4. Lineage: Eukaryota; Metazoa; Arthropoda; Insecta; Orthoptera; Acrididae. Gene Ontology annotation, cellular component: membrane; cytosol. The transcript has 3 exons. Gene Ontology annotation, molecular function: zinc ion binding; guanyl-nucleotide exchange factor activity. Gene Ontology annotation, biological process: small GTPase-mediated signal transduction; post-Golgi vesicle-mediated transport. The record is from RefSeq and is a predicted model, not a curated record. The coding region runs from base 159 to 569 and encodes 136 amino acids.